Messenger RNA from Ictalurus furcatus (blue catfish), 1852 nucleotides. It is a transcript of the gene suds3, whose product is annotated as SDS3 homolog, SIN3A corepressor complex component. Gene Ontology annotation, cellular component: Sin3-type complex. Gene Ontology annotation, molecular function: histone deacetylase binding. The coding region runs from base 166 to 1122 and encodes 318 amino acids. Gene Ontology annotation, biological process: negative regulation of transcription by RNA polymerase II. The transcript has 12 exons. NCBI's taxonomy places the organism in Eukaryota, Metazoa, Chordata, Actinopteri, Siluriformes, Ictaluridae. The record is from RefSeq and is a predicted model, not a curated record.
AGAAGAAAGGACGGCCAGCAUUCUGAAUACGGAUAGGAUAAAAAGCAAACGCGCUGUUUUGAAUGGGAGACAUCAACAACAAGAAGAUUAAAAAAAAAUAACAGUUUUGUUGAGUGCAUGAGCGACUUUAAUUUAAUGUUUACAUAGAUGUGUUAGAAAUAGCGAAUGGCGUCGACUUUACUGUCACCAAUGGUGGAUUAUUACAACGACGAAGAGGAGCUGGACAGCGUGGACGAGGACGAUGAGCGGAGUUUCAGAGGCAGAGACUCGGAAGAAGACACCGAAGACGCUAGCGAAACGGACCUGGCCAAGCACAACGAGGACGACUAUGUGGAACUCAAAGAACAGAUGUACCAAGACAAGCUGGCAUCGUUGAAAAGGCAGCUGCAACAACUCCAAGAAGGCACUCUGCAGGAGUAUCAGAAGAGGAUGAAGAAACUUGAUCAGCAGUAUAAAGAGAGACUCCGUAACGCAGAUCUCUUCCUCCAACUUGAGACGGAGCAGGUGGAGAGAAACUACAUCAAAGAGAAGAAAGCGGCGGUGAAGGAGUUCGACGACAAGAAAGUGGAGCUGAAGGAGAAUUUAAUCGCCGAGCUGGAGGAGAAGAAGAAGAUGAUCGAGAACGAGAAGUUAACCAUGGAGCUGACGGGAGAUUCCAUGGAGGUGAAGCCCAUCAUGACCCGUAAGCUGAGGAGGCGACCCAACGAUCCCGUCCCCAUUCCUGACAAACGCAGGAAACCUGCUCCAGCUCAGCUGAACUAUUUACUCACGGAAGAGCAGAUAAUGGAGGACCUGAGGACACUAAACAAGCUCAAGUCACCGAAAAGACCAGCUUCCCCGUCUUCUCCUGAACACCUCCCGACCACGCCCAUGGAAAGCCCCACUCAGCGCUACGAGGCUCGGAUAGAAGACGGAAAACUCUACUACGAUAAAAGAUGGUACCAUAAGAGUCAGGCCAUCUAUCUGGAGUCGAAGGACAACACCAAGAUCAGCUGCGUCAUCAGUUCUGUAGGAACCAGCGAGAUCUGGGUGAGGAAGACCAGCGACAGUACGAAGAUGAGGAUUUAUUUAGGUCAGCUCCAGCGUGGUGCCUUCCUCAUCAGACGCCGCUCAGCGGUUUAGACACGCCCUCUCUCCUCGUCCUCCGUGCACUCUUCUCGUCAUCCCGAGAAUUAAAAAAGAGAAAUAAAAAUUCACCCCUCUCUGUGCGUUAAGCCGGUGUGUUUGAAAGCCUUGAGCCUGUCUAUAAAAUUCCUCGACGCUUUAUUCUUCAUCCACAAUCAUGUUUCUGUCCAAAACACGUCCUCCUGACCGUGCGAAAGGCUCAUCAGAGGGAGAGGGAGGGGGGGGAGGGGGAAAAACACGUCUCAUAUUUUUAUCUAUUUUUCUUGUACAGUUUUUGAGAAAUUUUUAUUUUGUAUUUUUUUGGAAACAAGUCAUACGUUCAUAUGUACAUGAAUUUCCCAGAAUGCAUACGGUAAAGAAUAGAACAGGGAUUCAUUUACAUUAAUUGAUCGAUUACAGACGCGUAUCGGAGAAUACGACACGGAGCUGGUUUUCCACGCGGAUACAUCAAUUUACCCACGAGAGUUAUUUUUACACCCGGGUCAGCUUUGAUUGCGCCUUUAAUCCGAAUAAGUUUAGCAAAUCAAAUGUACGCAAUACUCCACAGCUGUUUGUGUUUUCUUUAGUUUCACGUUUGAGCGAGCGAUUAAAUAUAUAUGCCCCGCCCAGUUGUGUUUUUGUAAAUAUUAGCAUUCUUUCUAUCCUGCUUCCAGAUGACAUUGUUAAAGUACAUCUCAUUUUUAAAUAAAUGAAGACUUUUUCUUGAAUAAAAGUGGUUUGAAUUUAC